This is a messenger RNA of Miscanthus lutarioriparius, 1050 nucleotides long. Lineage: Eukaryota; Viridiplantae; Streptophyta; Magnoliopsida; Poales; Poaceae. The record is from the annotation of a GenBank genome assembly.
AUGGCGGAUUCCCCCUCGUUCCGCCGCCACCCGCUCGCCUCCUCCGUCGACCUCGUCCGCUGGCUCCCUUCCUCCUCCACCUCCCCUUCCGGUCGCCUCCUCGCCGCUGCCGUCCACGACCCCACCUCCGGCCCCGCCGCCUCCAGCAUCCACCUUCUCCCCCUCUCCGACCCCGGCUCCCCGCUCGCCUCCCUCCAGCUCCCGUCCCGCGCCACGGCACUCCGCUGCUCCCCUGCUGCGCUCGCCGCUGCCACCUCCUCGGGCUCGCUCCACUUCCUCCCCUCCUCGUUCGACUCGGACGCCGCAGUGUCCGUCCCCGGCGGCGCGGGUUUCCAUGUGGGCCCUGUCCGGGGCCUCGACUGCGGCGAGGAGGAGUGGGUCACGGCGGGGGAGGACGGAAGAGUGCAUUUGGUCGGCGGUGCAGCGGACGGGAGAGUGGUGGCGAGGAGGUUGUGGGACGGGAAAGGAAUGUCAGGGUAUGAAGCCGCCAGGUGGGCGUCGCCGGUGGAGUUCGCCACGGGGGGCGCCGGAUGUGGUGUGCAAUGGUGGGAUAGGAGGAAAGGGGACGCCGUCGUGGCGCAGUGUAACGGCAUCUGGGGUCGUGGCAUAGUUACUGGAAUGGUGCAUUCCAUUGACAUUCAUCCGUCAAGAAAGCAUAUCUGUGUGGUGGGAGGGUCAUCAGGGACCAUAUUUGCCUGGGAUCUGCGGUGGCCGCAGCAGCCAAUACCACUCUCUGGUGUAGGCCUUAAUGGAACAGCUGAGCCUGUGUGUGAAAGUGAGGUGUGGGAGGUUCUUUUUGACACUUACACUCAGUCUUCUGAUAUCAUCUCGUCUGCAUCCGCAAGAAUAUUGCCAGUGAUGAUGUGUUCAGAGGAUGGGAUCCUUGCAGUUGUCGAACAAGAUGAGAGACCUUUUGAAUUGCUUGCUGAAGCUUGUGCUAUCAACUCCUUUGACAUAGAUCCUCAGAACCCCUCUGAUGUUGUUUGCGCAUUGGAAUGGGAAUCGAUUGGUGUCCUAACUCGUGGUAGAGAUGCAAUGGCAGAAGAAUGA